GUAUGGGAUGCAGACUCUGGCAACCUUGAUUGCCGGUUGAUGGGCCACAUAGGGGUAGUGUCCAGUGUUGCAGUCUGCCCUACGAACUCUGAGUUGCUUGCCACCGGCGGUGAGGAUCACACGGUGCGACUUUGGGAUCUUCGAGAUAUCGAGCCUAGCUCGCAACUUGCUCGCAUGAGCAGAGAAAAGGUGACUGGUGUCAACCUGGCGCAUUUCACGCUGAAGGGGCACGAAG
This is a messenger RNA of Symbiodinium sp. CCMP2456, 235 nucleotides long. Lineage: Eukaryota; Dinophyceae; Suessiales; Symbiodiniaceae. The record is from the annotation of a GenBank genome assembly.